ACCCGAACAUACUAAGAAUCAACUAAGUCACUCUCUCUGGGAGUGACUUCAUCAACGCCUCUCUGUCUCCACUUGGCAACAACGUCACAACGGCGUCCUGGCUACACUCCUUACUGAAGAAUCCAAACACCACCACAAUGCCUUCCGUUUCUCGACACGUUAUGCCUACGGUCAUUCACUCCAAGCCCGUCUCCUCCAAGAAGGAGCGGGUAGUUGGCUUCAUGAAGGACCCCGUCCAGUCUGUCUCACGCCCAGUACAUAACACUGAGAGCUGGGCACUGUACAACUUCGAGAUGCACGCUCGCAAGUGUGCAUACUGCCAUGACCCAUACGAAGUCCACCGCAGCCACGACCAGCUCUGUGAACUCGGACACCGCCUGGCUCAGAACGUCGCUUCCUACAUCUACAACAAGGAGGGCAAGUCUUUCUCCACCAAGGAAGAGGACAACAAGAUAGUUCAGGUGGAGAUCCCAUCUGGUUACAUUGAAGUCAGCGGCCUCUUGAGGGCCAUUGAGCGCAGCUUAUGCCACAGGUCACGCCGACCUUUUGUCUCUAUGGACCGCAGCUAUCACGUCGCUCCUCGCACACCUACCCUCCCCGUGCGACAAAAGUCCGUGAAGGUUGAGCACGACCCCAAGCCAAAGACCAAGUCUUCCCGGCCACGUUCUGGCGAGGUUGUUGACUGGCCAGACAAGGUCGAGAUCAGCAACUCCAGCUCUAGGCGUGGGUCUCUGUACGAGGAGGAUCUAGCAAAGAAGCGACGCAGCGCGAAGUACAAUGUCGAAGUCCGAGAGCCUUCCGCUCGUGAUCUGCGCGAGCACCGCCUUUCUGGCUACUACCGCUGAACGAUCACAUGAAUGUACGACGCACGCUACAACUGAACCCUGACGCAAGUUUGGUACGCCAACGACACACAAUCACCUGCCACGGUAACGGCCAUCUGCACAGCAACGCCCGCUGAAGCCUCCGCACCAAUCCGCGACGACCGCUGCACAUGCACACUACGAUUACAGUUUUGCUUGCAUUUCACAAUAAGCUUUGCUGCUAUUUGGAACACGUGGUUUGGCGCAAGGAUAAGGUUUACCCUGAAAACGGAUAACAAAGGCUUUGCGAGCACAUGGUACACUCCACCUUCGAGGUGUUGAGGGGAGGACGGAUGACGAAGGAUAUGAUGUAAGAAAGCAAGAAGGCAAUCAGUCUAGAGGAGAUUACGAAAAAUAUGUUUGACGAACUCGAAAACUUGGACUUCACAUCACUGUGCCAUCAUGCAUUUCCUCAUCUGUGAUCCGU
Messenger RNA from Macroventuria anomochaeta, 1290 nucleotides. RefSeq lists its product as uncharacterized. The transcript has a single exon. The record is from RefSeq and is a predicted model, not a curated record. Lineage: Eukaryota; Fungi; Ascomycota; Dothideomycetes; Pleosporales; Didymellaceae. Bases 138 to 845 code for a protein of 235 amino acids.